AUGUGUGGGGGCUGUGUGGAGAAGGAGUAUCCAAAUCGGGGUAACAUCUGCCUGGAAAAUGGAUCUUUCUUGCUGAACUUUACAGGCUGUGCAGUGUGUAGUAAGCGGGAUUUUAUGCUGAUCACCAACAAAUCUUUGAAAGAGGAAGAUGGAGAAGAAAUAGUUACCUAUGAUCAUCUGUGUAAGAAUUGUCAUCAUGUAAUAGCCAGGCACGAGUACACAAUCAGUAUCAUGGAUGAAUUUCAGGAGUACACCAUGCUCUGUCUGUUAUGUGGCAAAGCUGAAGAUACUAUCAGUAUUCUCCCCGGUGACCCUCGACAAAUGACUCUGUUAUUCUAA
Messenger RNA from Mustela lutreola (European mink), 339 nucleotides. RefSeq names its product protein Churchill-like. The coding region runs from base 1 to 339 and encodes 112 amino acids. Gene Ontology annotation, biological process: multicellular organism development; fibroblast growth factor receptor signaling pathway; positive regulation of DNA-templated transcription. The transcript has a single exon. The record is from RefSeq and is a predicted model, not a curated record. Gene Ontology annotation, molecular function: zinc ion binding. Lineage: Eukaryota; Metazoa; Chordata; Mammalia; Carnivora; Mustelidae.